UGUCGCCGAUAAAGUUUGCCUAGCACCGAACUAGUUCAAACUUUUGAAAUUAGUUUGUUAUUUUCAUUAACAUGUUUUCCUGAUGCUAGAGGAAUGUUGUAUGUGUGCGUGAACUGACAAUAUUAUCUUGGAUUUUACUUCGCUAUGUCGUUGAUGUCACUUCAGUAAAAUGCAAGCAUGCGUGACAUGAGACGUAAAUGACAUGUCUACCGAGGAAAUUAGCAGACUGGUUUAACGCGGCGGAGAAAUGGACUGGUUGCUAAUGGCCUGCCUUGCAAUAAAAGCGAUGUUGGUGAUGGCAGAUGAGAACGAAUACCGGCUGGUCCGGGACCUAUUUGUGGCAUACGACAAGCGGGUACGACCCGCAACACACUGGAGCAAGCCGGUCAAUACUACCUACGGCGUAGCCCUUGCACAGAUCAUCGACGUCGACGAGAAGAAUCAGAUCAUCACAACAAACUGCUGGCUCAAUCAAAACUGGCUGGAUCCGAAACUACGCUGGGAACCACAAAAAUACGGCAACAUUACAGUCAUAGGGGUACCUUACACGGAUAUUUGGAAACCAGAUGUUGUUUUAUAUAACAACGCCGAUUCCAGUUCUACCGUGACAUCUAUAAGCUCCAACGUGAUAAUUCACUACUCCGGUAACGUGACGUGGCUUUCCAUGUCAAUCUUCCGUAGUUCUUGCUCAAUUGACGUCAAAUAUUUCCCAUACGACGUUCAAAACUGUACAAUGUCAUUCGCGUCGUGGUCGUUCGGGAUAGACCAACUGAACAUUCUCAGUCAUUCCACUGAGGGUGAUGUCUCAAACUACGUUCAUAGCUCUGAAUGGAGUCUCCUUGAGUAUACACCCCGGAGGCAGCUGGAGAAAUUCUCGUGUUGCCCGGAUGAUGUGCCUUUUAUGAAGUAUGACAUUGUGAUAAAGCGGCGACCGCUUUUCUACCUGUUUAACAUGGUUAUGCCGUGUAUCCUGAUCACCCUGGUGGCGUUGUUGGGUUUCUACAUGCCCCCAGAGAGUGGUGAGAAGGUUUCAAUGGGAAUUACAACACUCCUGUCCAUCGUCGUCUUCCUCAUGAUAGUCUCAGAGAGUCUCCCGCCGACAUCGGACGUCGUACCGCUCAUAGGUCUAUACUACGGGAUAACUAUCGCGAUCGUUUCCUCGGCUACGGCGAUGACGGUGUUGACGCUCAACAUUCACCACAAGGGCGCCCGGGGUAUCGAGAUACCACCAACGGUGAAACGGGUGUUCUUUGGGAUAGUUGCUCGGCUUUUAUGUAUCAAACUAGACCUUCCAGAGCCACCGGGACCCGGCUUGACCCGGAUCCCCUCACACGAGCACUGUCUAUACAACGAGCGUUCCUCUUACGAGCGUCCUCCGGACCUUGAACAAGAGAAACCCUCCCAAAAUGGCGGCAUUUCCGGUCGCUUCAUGCCUGGGGGCGUUACUAUGGGAAUGGGAAUGGGGGAGAGUGGGAUCGGUGCGCCAUCGGGUGGUUAUGAAGAGCAGCUAGUUCGUGUGCUCAGGAAGGUUUAUCAGACGAUUGAAAAAAAUGAGAUUAGAUUAGCAGAACAGGACCGGCGGGAUCUGUUACGUCAGGAAUGGCAGCAGCUGGCCCUCGUUAUUGACCGGCUCCUGCUGCUGGGAUUCAUUGCCGUUACCGUCACUGUUACGCUCGUAGUUCUCGUUCCGCAGGAGUACAACAAGCCCUGACACCUGCGACUAGGUUGGACCGAACACCCGGGUUAUUUGAAACCUGACCCCUGUGCAAGAUGGGACCUAAUCCUCGAGCAUGUUGACUUUACGUAGUCGAUCGCUCAUUCUUAUUUUUGCACUGUUCCCUACACGAUAGAUGUCCUUGUCGAUCAGCGAUAUGGUACAAAAACUAAAUACUUGGUCGGUCAUUAUAACUAGCUAAUGCGGGAUGUUUUACAGACCCAGAAAUAAAGCAUGUGCAAAGGCGGGCUUUUUCACAGGUAUAACGGAUUCUUAUUCUGGAUCUCGUAACCAAACGCGUCACAGAUUCGUUGGAUUUAUGGUUUCUGCUUGAGUAUAUAAAUUGUGUAUGAUACACGGAAUUUAUAUAAAUAUUGCAAUUAUUUUAUACCCAUGGGAAACAAGGCUUUGUAAGCACAGCCUUGGUCCCUGGCAAAAUAUUUUUUCAACUAAAAUAUGGUGUAGAAAGUUUGGUUAACUGGUCGGAUUCUCAGUCCCGAGCCCAAGCAUUAAAUAGUUGUAUUUUGCUCUUUGUCGUUGUGUGACUUUCGAAUGAACCGGGAACACCACUCCAGCAACAAUGGAAUUAAAUAAUGAAAUCAUAGGUUUCUUUUAAUAUCUCCUUAGUACGUGGACUUUCAAAUACUUGAAUGUUGAACACGGAUAAGCUGUCUGACAUAACUAGAGAAAUAUCGGAGAACCUUAUGCAUACAUAUCGUUUGUCGUUACGUUUUCUUGUCUGCAAGUCUGCAAAGAAGACAGCCGUGUUGAAACUAAAAUGAAGCUGCAAUUUGAUUUGAAAGUGUUUACGUUUUUUUGAUACCUGAUUUACAUUAUUUAAAGUUUUAGACAUAGAUGGCAACGCGGAAAACCGGUGAUACAUACACAUCCCACUACACACUACAUACAUGUAUAAGGUGCAUAAAUAUGUUCGGAUAGGUGGUGUGUUGUUCGUGUUCCAUGCAUGCUGCUUUUCAAGCUGAAGAAAGUAUUAAAGUGUUUCUGCGACAGAUAGAUCCCUCGUGCAUUAGUUAAUGAGUCUGGUAGUUAAAGUUCUCAUUCUAAACAUGGAUAAAAAUGUCACCACAGAUAAUAAUAUAUGGCUAGUAUCUUUUGUCAUAUGUUUCUUGCUAUUUUAUUUUCAUAUCAUUUUCAUAAAUUAACAGUAUUUUAUCACAUUUAAUGUUAUUUUAAGUGUGCGUGCUGAGGGAUGUUAUACUCCAACUCAAUUAUAAAAUGAAAAACGGUAUGCUAUAUAAUUUUUCAUAUACUAAUUAUCUAUACGGUUAUCGGUUUUCACCGUUUUUUUUCCUAAUAUCAUUGUUUUUAUCUGUAAUUGGGUGCAUCAUUUUUUCAUCAAUUUGCAUGCACAUUUGUAUAUAUAAUGUAUAUAGGUACAAAAACUACAAUAAGUUUUGAAAUGUGAUUAAAAUUUACCAUACGCUUA
Molecule: messenger RNA, 3161 nt
Organism: Mya arenaria
Lineage: Eukaryota; Metazoa; Mollusca; Bivalvia; Myida; Myidae
Product: ligand-gated ion channel 4-like
Exons: 9
Coding region: 248-1711 (487 amino acids)
Biological process (GO): nervous system process; regulation of membrane potential; chemical synaptic transmission
Cellular component (GO): synapse; postsynaptic membrane; neuron projection
Molecular function (GO): transmembrane signaling receptor activity; acetylcholine-gated monoatomic cation-selective channel activity
Source: RefSeq, a predicted model, not a curated record